CGAACAACCCCCGGCGCGCAUGCGUCGUCCUUCUCGCAAACAUCAACCGGAGUUUACUUGAUGAAUGAAAGCUCUGUAGUUUUAUCCGAUAAGAAGUCGUUUAUGAGUGAUAAAUUUGUUAGCACGUUCGCUUAUUUUAUUAUCUCGUUUAGGUCUCAAAGGGAAACAUCUAAGCAUAUCGACGAGGCGGGUUUUUGGUUAGUGCGCAUACUGUGGUAACGUCGAUCCGAUAUGUUUACGUCCCAGACCUCUUCAUUCCAAGACUCUAUUGAUGUAGAAGAAAAGGAUGCAGACUUCGAUAACGAAGAACUGAGCGCAUAUAGCCAGAAAAUACAACAGAUCAACUGUUAUUAUUCGAUAUAUUAUUAUCAAAGCACCAGAUCGGACUCCUCUGAAGAGAGUGCAGCCUGGAGCCAGAGACGGACAGACUCCACUACGAGUCAGGAGGAGCUUAGUCUCACCCUAUUGGACAGCAGCCUGCCCUCUGAGGCGGAGCCUGAGCUGCGAUGCUACAUCUCCCGCAGGCUGAGUAAAGGUGCCCUGCUGGGGGGCAUGGGCAACAUUGCCACCGUGGAGCUAAGCAUUCCAGAGCAGGCGGCUGGCUGCUACUGCUGCCUCCUGGAGCAGGAGAGAUCUCCGGAGCAAUCGGAAGCAGACGGCAAUGGCUGGGUGGUGUGUCUUCUCGGUGGCUCAGAAAAGGGCCUGAACCUAUUCAGAAUUGAGCUUGACAAGUACGUCCAAGGUCUGCGGAGAAGCCUGACGCCAGAAAUGCAGAAUUUGGAGAGUGAGGUCCGGCCCUACCUGAGCCUCUGGUACGAGGAGUCGGUCAUGCACGUCCACAGAGUGGUACAGCUGGUCCAGGCUAACGUCGCCUAUCUGCUCCAUGCUGCUUUAAGUCAGACCCACGUUGAAGUCGUCGGGGCAGAUGAGAGAACAAGGAUAGACAUGGCAAGGUUCGUUAAGGCGGCGAGCUUGCAGGGUCUGGUGCAGGAGGAGCCCGCCCCGGUCCAGCUGUGCAGAACCUCCUCAGAGCGCUCGCAUGCCCACCUUCUGAUCGACUGCUCCGCCAGCACCCCAACUUUCACCAACGCAGUGAGUAACCGUUUCUGUGACGACUGGAUCCAGGCGUUCCUCAACGCAGCUGAGCGCUUUAACCCGUUCCUGCUACGCCAGAUCCUGGAGAACUUCAAGCUCAAGGCCAUCCAGGACAUGAACAACCUGAAGCGCUUCAUCCGCCAGGCAGAGACCAGCCACUACGCGCUCUUCCGCUGCUGCCUCUUCCUGCGGGGCUGUGGCAAUGGUGACGUACUGCUCCGCAACGCCCGUGCUGAACACAGCGGCCUGGCCGAGGCCUGCGCCAUCAUCCGUGUGCUCCAGGAGUUCCUCACAGAGCAGGCGCCAGGCUCGCCGGGCACGUCGCAGUGAUGCCUCCUCACCAGCAGGGGGCGCAAGGCACUCCUGACUUAGGACUGCAGUCAGUCUGGGGACGUGUCCAUGGGAUAAUCUCAGGCAAGUCUCCAGAUCUACAUGCUGAGAAAACAAACAAAUAAAAUUUGUUAUAAUUGUGCAGUAUGACCAAACUGUCCGAACCACUCUCACACUCAGUAAACCCAGCCCUUUUAAUCAAAAUAUAAGAGUGGACACAAAUCACAGGGCUGACUAGAACUACUACCCUUAACGGUGUGUGAUGGGAAUGGACCUAAUGUGGUCAUUGAUUACAUUUUUUUUCCCUAUUGGUUAGUGACAUGAUCUUAUAGGGCUGAAACAUUUCACAGGACUAACUGGCAUUACUACACAAGUGCUGCAGUGUUGUGUGCACCUCCUCUUCCCUACCGGCUCUGUGCUUUGAUCCUUAUAACAAUAUUUAGAAACCUGUAUAUUAGCUCAUUAAUACUGAUGAGUCACAAUAUGUCAUUAUCGGACCUUAUAGCUUUACACCAUAUUUAAGAAGCUUUAGCUUUUAGCCUAGAUGUCUCAUGCAUUAAACGGUUUUCAUUUUUAGAAAGUAGUUUGACACCCGUAUUGUACAUUAACUGUUAAUGCAGUUCGAAAUCUUUCUUGUGACUGACUGCUUUUUCCAGUGGAGUUUUGCCAGAUCUGAAUUCCUUUGUUUUCUUUGAAGAAUUAUGUACAGAUGAAAAGGGCCAUGAAGCCAGUAAGCGCAAACGCUACCCGCAUAUAUCACUGCAUCACUGCCAGUUCUGGUAAACACACUACAGGGUGUAGCUCUGAUGUACCACAGUAAGGCUUUUAAAGAACUGUUCUCUGCUUUUCUGUAAUGACUGAUUUGUUUGUUGUGCUGUUAGUUUCCCCAUUUUAUGUUAUGUACUUCCUAGUAGACAAGAAUCCGAAAGUGAAGCAAGCGCGCAGAGCCGAAGUGAUUUAAGCAUGAACGUUAACCAGUAAAACGAGUCAAAUCAUGUGAAGUUGUGCUGGCAUAAGUUUGCAUGCUUUGCUUUAGGUGUGGAACACAGAUGGACCAAUCAGGAGUUAACAAAGAAGGUUUCAGCUGCUGGAGAUGUUGUGAUUGGUGUGAUUGUUUAUAUGGGAGACAUUGAUCCUCUGCUUCAUAAAAGUGGUUUGACGUUUGCUGCAACUGUAACUGCAUUCUCCCAUGUAGUUCCAUGUCUUCACACCAAACUGACAUGAUUUAUGUUGUGUGUUGUGUACGUUUAAUCCUCUGUCUGAGCUUGCAGUGAUUAAAGUCAACACCGUA
Molecule: messenger RNA, 2716 nt
Organism: Electrophorus electricus (electric eel)
Lineage: Eukaryota; Metazoa; Chordata; Actinopteri; Gymnotiformes; Gymnotidae
Source: RefSeq, a predicted model, not a curated record